This is a messenger RNA of Spodoptera litura, 2826 nucleotides long. RefSeq lists its product as uncharacterized. NCBI's taxonomy places the organism in Eukaryota, Metazoa, Arthropoda, Insecta, Lepidoptera, Noctuidae. Gene Ontology annotation, molecular function: catalytic activity. The record is from RefSeq and is a predicted model, not a curated record.
AUGGAUAGUGGCCUAUAUCGUUUUGCAACUUUUAAUUGUAAAAAUGUAAAGCGCUCCUGUGAUGACGUCAGGAAUCUGUGUCGUUCGUGCGACGUGGUAUGUCUUCAAGAGACCUGGUUGAUGCCGCACGAUGUACCCUAUAUCGGCACAAUCGAUAGCGGCUUUGGGUACACGGCAACGUCGGCGGUGGAUACCUCUGCUGGUAUACUUCGUGGCCGUCCUCACGGUGGUACGGCGUUGUUAUGGAGACAAAGUUUAUUUCGGCAGGUGACCGUGAUACAGUGUAAUAAUCCUCGUAUUUGUGCCAUUAAAAUUAUUACUGGUGAUAGACCUGUCAUAGUGAUGAGUGUGUAUUUACCAACAAACACUAGUGAUAACUUACAGGAUUUUACGGACUGUUUAAGCGCGGUAAGCGCUAUUGUGGACGAGUAUGGUGUUGAAUCUGUGUUUGUGUUGGGCGACUUCAACGCCAACCCAGGUGAGUUGUUUUACAGUGAGCUUGUUAGUAUCUGUGAAGACCAAUCCUGGUUUUGUAUAGAUGUAGAUAUGUUGGGGCUUGACUCAGGUACCUAUACAUUUAUUAGUGAUGUGCAUGGGACCAGCAGCUGGCUUGAUCACUGCAUUGCAACUCGCGCGGCGAGGCAGGCUGUUGUUGGUGUUAAUGUCGAGUAUGACACUUGGUGGUCUGACCAUUUCCCUGUUAUAAUUAAGAUUCAUCUACAUUUAAUAAACCCGAAAACAUCAACUAAAGUCAGUAGUGUAAAUAAAGAUGUUGUAUGGGGUGUGAAAACAGAUGAGCAAAUAUGUUUAUAUACUAGGGAGUGCACUAAUAGACUGAAAUGUAUCGACUUUCCAUCUGAGUGUUCUAACUGUGCGGACCAAUUGUGUGGAGACCGUGGCCACAGGCAUGUCCUGGAUAAGCUUUAUGCUGAUAUAGUUACUGCUCUUCGUGAUGCUGCCGCUUUGGCGGGCCGGGGGGGUGCUCGUAAUUGUGGGGGUGGCUCCCGCUUGGCGGGCUGGAGCGCGUGCGUCGGCGAGGCUCACGGGGAGGCUAGAGCUAAAUUUAAUAUGUGGAUAAUGUGUGGUAGACCAAAAUCGGGUAUUUCAUACAAAGAAAUGCGCGAUAGCAGAAGGGUAUUUAAGUCGCGAUUAAAAUGGUGCCAAAAACACCAGGACCAAAUAAAAAUGGAUGCGCUUGCUGCAAAACAUAGUAAUGGAGAUUUCCGCGGUUUUUGGAAGAGUACAGGCAGAUUUAAUGCGCGAUCUGGACUUCCCGUUAGCGUCGAAGGCGUAAGUGAUUCUGUAGCGAUAGCGAAUCUUUUCAGAGAUCAGUUCACUGUGAAAUCUUUGUUAGACCCGAGGGAUGUGGACAGUGGCGCUGAGCGGAACAACUUAAGGGUUCCGCUUAGCGCUACUCUUUACCGGGCCAAAGAUGUGACUAAGGCUCUAAGAAAUAUGUCGACAGGUAAAUCUCCGGGCCAUGAUGGGCUCAGCGUUGAGCACCUGCGGUAUGCUGGGCCUCACGUUUCUAGGGUUUUGGCCAUGUUCUACUCGCUAUGUGUGAGCCACUCCUAUUUGCCCGCGGAUUUCAUGAAAACAGUGGUAGUGCCUGUAGUGAAAAAUAAAACGGGUGAUCUCUCUGAUAAAAGUAACUACAGGCCUAUUUCUCUUGCCACUAUUAUUGCAAAGGUGUUUGAUGGUUUGCUCAACACGCAAUUAAAUAAAUACAUCAGAAUACAUGACAACCAGUUCGGGUUUCGCCCUGGGCUUUCUACUGAAAGUGCUAUACUGUGCUUAAAGCACACCGUGAAAUACUAUGUCGAGCGUAAAACACCUGUGUAUGCAUGCUUCCUCGAUUUGUCUAGGGCGUUUGAUCUUGUAGGGUAUAACCUUUUAUGGGACAAGCUGAAAAGCAUAGAUUUGCCUCAGCAAUUUGUUAACAUCUUUCAAUAUUGGUAUGAGCACCAGCUCAAUAGUGUUAGGUGGGCGGGAGCAAUGUCGGAUCCAUAUCGACUCGAGUGCGGAGUGAGGCAGGGUGGUUUGACUUCCCCAACCCUCUUCAACCUGUACAUCAACGGGCUGAUAGCAGAGCUUAGUAGUCAACAUGUCGGCUGCCACAUUGAUGGUGUGUGUGUCAACAACCUAAGUUACGCGGACGACAUGGUGCUACUGAGUGCUUCGGUGUGUGGUUUGAGACGGUUAAUACGGACGUGCGAGGAGUAUGCAGGUGGCCACGGUUUAAUAUACAAUGUUAAGAAGAGUCAGUACAUGGUGUUUGAGGCGGUGGGGGCGAGAUGUCCGAGUAGUGUGCCACAGGUUAAGUUAAAUGGUAUCCAUCUUGCUCGUGUUGACAGUUUUAAAUAUCUGGGGCAUAUACUCACCACGGACCUUAGGGAUCAUGCUGACAUGGAAAGGGAGCGUAGGGCAUUGUCUGUUAGAGCAAAUAUGCUCGCCCGUAGGUUUGCGCAAUGUUCGAGGGGGGUAAAAGUUGCGCUUUUUAAAGCGUACUGUACUUCACUGUACUCGUGCAGCUUAUGGGCUGAUUAUAGUCAAACUUGUUACAGUGCACUCCGCGUCCAAUAUAAUAAUGCGUUCAGGGCAGUGUUGGGGCUAUCCCGUCGUUGUAGCGCGUCGGGAAUGUUCAUGGAGGCGCGCACUGACGGCUUUCAUGCGACUAUGCGUAAGCGAGCUGGCGCUCUCGUGCGCAGAGUGCGGGCUAGUUCCAACAAUGUCCUGGCAAUGAUAGCGCAGAGACAUGAUUGUCUCAUAAUUAGGAAUUGCUGCGACAGGCAUAUUUCAGUGCAUAUACCACCGAGAGUGCUUUAG